This is a messenger RNA of Musa acuminata AAA Group (dessert banana), 1679 nucleotides long. Its product is annotated as putative HVA22-like protein g. The transcript has 7 exons. NCBI's taxonomy places the organism in Eukaryota, Viridiplantae, Streptophyta, Magnoliopsida, Zingiberales, Musaceae. The record is from RefSeq and is a predicted model, not a curated record. Bases 369 to 1232 code for a protein of 287 amino acids.
GUCCGAUCCAACCCGGUUUAACAGAUGGAAGUCCGAGCCGAACCGGUCGUAUGGCCGCCCCCUGUCACUAACGAGCGGACUUAAUCCGUCCUUCCCAUCGUUUAAUAUCCGCCUAUCAGUUCAAUGACGAGCAUUUGAAAGUGAUUUGGGAAUAAUACUUGCGGGCAAAGGACUGAAGACGAAGUAAAUAAUCUCAACUCUGUCCUCUCCCUGUCGCUCGCAGUCUUCCCCUUCGAUCGAUCCAUCCAUUCGGUUCUUCCAUCUGGUCUGGGGCUAUUCGCGGCGUCACACUCUCUCGCUUUCGAGCGAUCUUACGAAGCUGGGAUUUGCUCAAAGGGGGCGAGGGAAUAGUUGUUAGUGGAGUCAAAAUGAUCGGGAGUUUUAUAACCAGCAGCCUUGCGUUGAUUCUUGGAUAUGCUUAUCCGGCCUAUGAAUGCUUCAAAACCGUGGAGUUGAACAAGCCCGACAUUGAGCAGUUGCUGUUUUGGUGUCAGUACUGGAUUUUAGUUGCUGCCCUGACUGUCUUUGAGAGAGUGGGAGACAGUUUUAUUUCAUGGUUACCUAUGUAUGGCGAAGCAAAGUUGGCAUUCUUCGUGUAUCUCUGGUACCCAAAAACAAAGGGAACAACAUAUGUUUAUGAAACUUUCUUUCGACCAUAUGUCGCAAAGCAUGAGAAUGACAUAGAUCGCAACUUGCUUGAGCUGAGAACCAGGGCUGGGGAUAUUGUAGUCCUCAAUCUCCAGAAGGUUGCAAGCUAUGGCCAGACAAGGAUUUUUGAAAUUCUGCAAUAUGUUGCCUCUCAAUCACCCUCACAAUCAUCAAGAACUCGCCCUGCUCAGCAAGCACCACAACAGAUCGGUCGAACAACAUCAACAGGAACUUCUUGUGAGCCCACUGAGCAACUUAAGCAACCUAAAAUUGUACCUUCCAGUCCCACAAGGAGGCAACCUCAAAAACCCUUAAAGGCAGGUGUUCCUCCACCACAGUCUGUUGCCCAGCUCCCAUCUUCAUCGGGCCUUCCCAUUCAACCCAAUCCUGCAACCAGUGACCUUCAGCCGCCAACAAGCAAAAGGGAAGGAUUGCAGGUUGGAGCGGCCAAUGUCAUGGACAAGGAGAAACCUGAGGAUGACCCUAAUUGUCCCGUCCAAGAGACACCUAUUGAAGAGGCUAUCCGUGUGACCCGUUCCAGACUGAGAAAGCGAGCUGCUACUUCUGGUCCUUCAGCCCCUUAAGACUAUUCCUUGAUUUUUCAUCCAUAUUGGGAAAUGAUGUUGAGACUGCUGUAAAUAACUUGGAAACAUCGUGAGACUGCUGUUAGCAGACAAGUAGAUUGUGUUCUUUGAUUGUUUCAGCAAUGACGAUGCUUGGUGACAUUAUAAUGAAGCAAAGGAUCGUCUCCAGAGGCGGAAAGGAGUCCUGAGGAGCACAAAUAUGACAGUUUGAGGAUCAACAAACUGGGAAAGAACGUGUGAUACAAAUGUAGCGAUGGACGAUCUGCUUUCUCAUGAAUCAAACUCAUUAACUAUUUGGAGUUUGUGAUUGUGUGGGUUUCUUCUAUAGGUUGCACUGCUGCCGAAUGCUUGUUUGCUUUACUGUGCCUUGUAAUUAAUUUCCAUAUUGCGCUAUUAAUUAGCACAUCGAAGGAUUUGUGUCAAUGUUAGCGUGCUUAUUACAUUUGA